Messenger RNA from Perkinsus marinus ATCC 50983, 573 nucleotides. RefSeq lists its product as hypothetical. Bases 1 to 573 code for a protein of 190 amino acids. The record is from RefSeq and is a predicted model, not a curated record. The transcript has 6 exons. Gene Ontology annotation, molecular function: metal ion binding. Lineage: Eukaryota; Perkinsozoa; Perkinsida; Perkinsidae.
AUGUCAUCUGCUCAAGUCGUCAGUACCGCCGACGUAACGUCGCUUGAUGAUGAUUGCCGAGUGAAGGAAGAUGUUUGCCAGAAGUCCGACUCUACAGAGAUUGUUAAGGAAGACUCCUCAGUCUCGGAAUCUUUCUACAGUGACUCCUCAGUCGAUGAGGAAAUCAAAAGGAAGCCUCUGUGUGAUCACUUCAAGCGUGGAAAGUGCCGACUAGAGAAUUCAUGCAGAUUCGCGCAUAGCUUGAAAGAGCACAACGAUCCCAGUUUAAUCACCAAACGACGUGCUGAGGCUAAAGCCCAGCAUAAGUUACUGAAGUUGCGCAAUAGAGAGGCUGAGAAGAGUGACACUCAGCUCACUUCUGCUGGAGACACCGAUUCACCGUGUUAUUCUGCUACUACUGAGAUCUACGACCAUCCGCAACAGCGAGAUGUGGUUCCGCCAACUACCACCGGUGUGAGAAGGUCCGCCUCUUGCUCAAUGGUCCAAACUCCGACUUUCCAGGGAUCAAGGAUGUACUCGGAGGAGCAUUACGAGGAAUUUUUGGCGACGCUGGCUCUUGCCGCAUUCGCUUAG